Molecule: messenger RNA, 1505 nt
Organism: Papilio polytes (common Mormon)
Lineage: Eukaryota; Metazoa; Arthropoda; Insecta; Lepidoptera; Papilionidae
Exons: 10
Coding region: 55-1266 (403 amino acids)
Source: RefSeq, a predicted model, not a curated record
UUACACAGCAAUUGUCAUUUGUUAAUACGGUUUAGUACAAAGGAUAUCGAUAUCAUGUUUUCAAAAUUCUGUUUAAUAAUUGUUUUAAACGUCGGAUUAAUAUCAUGUGCAUUGAGAAUUAUUGACAACACAGGAAGAGAGUUGCAACAAGAAAAUAAAGAAAUUGUUCUUAAACUCAGUAAUGACUUACUUAACAUCGCUUGCAAAUCUGACACGAAACAAGAACCACUCUGGUGGUCAAUUUCAAGGCAUGGACUUUAUUACGAUUGUAAGGAAGACAACAAUACAGAUUUCAUAUCAUACAGAGUUCAUUUGCGAGACAUGGACAACAAUACAGAAUUGUUCUGCAACUUAGGAGAUAGAAAUAAACCAAAAGAUCAAGUCAGAGUGACCAUCAUAUUGGGUAACAGGAGUGGCAAUGCUGAACCAUACUGUCCCUCAAUGUCAAACAUGUUCUGUUUAGAUGACAAAUCAAGUGAAUAUGUAGAGAUGACAGUAAAUAAGAAGCCACUGACAAAGAUAGGUCAUUCUGAUGCCGGCACGUACGCCUACGAGUACGACAGCGAGAUCUCUGAUGUCAACGUCUCUUGCACCACAGAACGUGCUGCUGAUAAAUUGGUUUUAUGCGGAAAAGAUUUACAUAAUAGUUACGCAACAUGCAAUGGCACCAACCAGUAUUGCCAGGUGUCGAGCAAAAUCCACAGCUCUAAGCUAGACGGCAUACGCGUCAUAUAUUGUUACGCCAUCAGAAACAGCAUCAUCAGGGGGAACAUAGCCAAGUUGACAGUACUAUUUGGUCAAAAAACCGACAACAGAUUUAAGGAAGUGAUACCCCUAUCGUCGCAGUCCCCUCAAUCAGUCCCUGAAAACGUUAAUGUGGAAAACCGUGACGACCACCGAACCUCGGGUACAACGUUAAAUGAUGCACCAAUAUUAGAGACAGUAGUCAUCAUUUUGAUCAUCAUCGUAAUUGCUCAGCUCAUCUUUGUUGUUUAUCUUUACAGAAGAAAGUCAAGCGGCAAUCAGGCGCACGGGCACCCUACAAACUUUGUACAAAACAACAGUAUGAUAGAGUUUACAGUGGAAAACAACUACUACAUGAACGCCGAGGAGGGGGUGGGGGGCAGGGAGCCGGAGCACCCUUAUGCCGUCUACGACACUCCCCUCGACACUGCACUCGUGGUCGACCACUCGCCAUCGCCACACAAGACCACCGCAUACGCUAACUGCAAUCAAUCUAAUAAUGUAUAUGGCAACACUAAUUAACAAUAUACUAAAAGCUUGUAUUUGCUGCUUCUGAAUAUAAAUAUGUAUGUUGUGGCGCUGCCCGCUGAUGGUUUGGAAGUGGCUCUGCGAGGUAGAGGCAGUACACAUUCCGCGCUACCCUCACAACAUCAAAUACAAGAAUGGAGACCAACAUGAAGUAGUAAUAAAGCUAUCUUCAAUCAAGUGUUUAUUAACUAUAAAUAAAAUAUUACAAUUAUAACGAAGUUAUAAAUAUAACU